GGAGGGUGGGUGAGCGGCUGGGGAGACGGCAGCUCCUCCGGGACAAAGGCUUACACCGCCGGCUGCAUCCGUCCUGGUGCUGAAUGAACGCGCUCUUCUCUCCCCCGCCUCGCAGGGAUGCCGCAGCAUGAACCCACCGCUUAGAGAGCAGCGAUCGCGCCGCCUCGGCACCGCUCCCUGAGCCAGCCCGACAGCAGCGUCCGGCGCGGAGCCUGCACGGGGACUGACGCCGGGAGCCGCUCCGCCGCCCGGCUCCGGCGGGAUGCGAUCGCCGCCGCCUUCAUGCCGGCAGCAGGGACUCUGAGCCGCCGCUCCGCGCCCUGCGAGCCCCUCGGGCAGGGACCCCGGGCAGCGGCGGGGCCCCGGACGGGAGCCGUGCACGCAUCGCCCGCCGGCGGCUCCCGGUGAAGGCGCCCGCUGCAGCCGGCGCUGCGAGGGGGGCACCCCUGAGCCUUUCGCCGCCGAGACAAGCGGCGCAUCCCGGGGUGGCGGCGGGUCCCACCCGGCGGCCGCGAUCCGGUGCCCCAUGGUGCUGCUGCGGAAGCUGCCGGGCAUGCCGGGCUGGCCAACGGCGCUGGGGCUGCGGCUGCCGCAGAAGUUCCUGUUCCUGCUCUUCCUCUCGGGCCUGCUCACGCUGUGCUUCGGAGCCCUGUUCCUCCUGCCCGAUUCCUCCCGCUUCAAGCGCCUCUUCUUGCCCCGCCGCGCCACCGCCUCCACCUCCUCUUCUUCCUCCGCCUCCUCCUCCUCCGCCGCCGCCUCCUCCUCCACCCGCGACACCGACCUGCCCCGCAGCCCGCCCGCCGCCGCCGAGCCCCGCCACGCCAGCCCCGCCGCGCCGCGCCGCCUGCGGGAGAAGCUGCGCUCCGCCGCCCGGCCCGCGCCCCGUGCCCGGCAGCAGGUGCAGGGCGACGGCCGAGCCGAGCCCGCCACCGGCGCUGCCCCCGCGCGGGACACGCGAGCCCCGUUCCGCUUCGACUACGAGCGGUUCCGCCGCAGCCUCCGGCACCCGGUGCGGGGCAGGCGGCCCGGCGAGGACCCCGAGACCCGCGCCCGCAGGAUGAAGAUAAAGGAGAUGAUGAAAUUCGCUUGGGAUAACUACAAACUCUAUGCACUUGGGAAAAACGAACUGCGACCGCUGACCAAGAACGGCCACAUCGGGAACAUGUUUGGAGGCCUUCGAGGAGCUACAGUGGUAGAUGCCUUAGAUACUCUGUACAUCAUGGAACUCGAGGAGGAAUUCCAAGAAGCAAAGAAGUGGGUGGAGAAGAGCUUUGACUUGAACGUGAACGGAGAAGCAUCCUUGUUCGAGGUGAACAUUCGCUAUGUUGGAGGACUGUUGGCCACAUACUACUUAACUGGAGAAGAGGUCUUCAAGAGCAAAGCUUUGGAACUGGGAGAGAAGCUUCUGCCGGCUUUUAACACCCCCACGGGGAUCCCGCGCGGCGUCAUCAAUUUGGGCAGCGGCAUGAGUUGGAGCUGGGGCUGGGCAUCUGCUGGGAGCAGCAUCUUGGCAGAAUUCGGUACCUUGCACUUGGAGUUCCUGCACCUCUCGGAGCUCUCUGGCAACCCCGUGUUUGCAGAAAAGGUGAUGAACAUCCGCAAGGUCCUGAACAGAGUUGAGAAGCCACAGGGCCUCUAUCCCAACUUCCUCAGCCCGGUGACAGGGAAUUGGGUGCAGCAUCACGUCUCCAUUGGGGGGCUUGGGGACAGCUUUUAUGAAUAUCUCAUCAAAUCUUGGCUGAUGUCGGACAAGAAAGACUCUGAAGCUAAAAAGAUGUAUGAUGAUGCACUAGAGGCAAUAGAAAAGCAUUUGGUCAAAAAGUCAGCUGGAGGAUUGACCUACAUCGCUGAGUGGAGGGGUGGUGUCUUGGAUCACAAAAUGGGCCACCUGGCUUGUUUCUCUGGGGGUAUGAUAGCCCUUGGAGCUGAACACGCUGGAGAAGAGAGGAAGCAACAUUACAUGGAUCUCGCUGCAGAGAUAACAAGCACAUGUCAUGAGUCUUAUGCACGCUCAGAUACCAAACUGGGCCCCGAAGCCUUUCGCUUUGAUGCUGGCACUGAAGCCAUGGCAACCAGACUCAGCGAGCGCUACUACAUCCUGCGGCCAGAGGUGGUGGAAAGCUACAUGUACAUGUGGCGGCUGACACACGAUCCCAAGUACAGGCAGUGGGGCUGGGAGGUUGUGAAGGCCCUGGAAAAGCAUUGUAGAGUAGAAGCUGGUUUCUCUGGCAUCCGAGAUGUUUAUACCACAACCCCGACCCAUGACAACAUGCAACAGAGUUUUUUCCUCGCUGAGACUCUGAAGUACCUCUAUCUUCUGUUCUGUGAAGAUGACGUGCUGUCUCUGGACGACUGGGUGUUCAACACAGAGGCUCACCCCCUGCCAGUCAACCACACGAACUUUAAAGCAAGCGUGCAGCAGUGAGGCCACUGCCCAGGCCCUGCUGCUGCAGCCUCGGCGCGUUACAGCUUUUCCUUUCCAUUAAAGGAAUUUGCAUUGUUCCUGAAA
Pezoporus flaviventris is the source of this 2509-nucleotide messenger RNA. It is a transcript of the gene MAN1C1, whose product is annotated as mannosidase alpha class 1C member 1. Gene Ontology annotation, cellular component: Golgi membrane; endoplasmic reticulum; extracellular exosome. The transcript has 12 exons. The coding region runs from base 527 to 2425 and encodes 632 amino acids. Gene Ontology annotation, biological process: N-glycan processing; carbohydrate metabolic process. The record is from RefSeq and is a predicted model, not a curated record. NCBI's taxonomy places the organism in Eukaryota, Metazoa, Chordata, Aves, Psittaciformes, Psittacidae. Gene Ontology annotation, molecular function: calcium ion binding; mannosyl-oligosaccharide 1,2-alpha-mannosidase activity.